Molecule: messenger RNA, 5768 nt
Organism: Amphimedon queenslandica
Lineage: Eukaryota; Metazoa; Porifera; Demospongiae; Haplosclerida; Niphatidae
Product: receptor-type tyrosine-protein phosphatase F-like
Exons: 29
Coding region: 317-5536 (1739 amino acids)
Biological process (GO): protein dephosphorylation
Molecular function (GO): protein tyrosine phosphatase activity; protein binding
Source: RefSeq, a predicted model, not a curated record
AUAGAAACUAUCCUGGAAAAGACUCCUCUUCAUUAUAUAGAGAUGAUAUACAUAUAAAGGAGAGAAAGCCUAUACUUUUUACUUAUUGUUUAAUCGAUAUAGUUUUAAAUUGCAAGAAAUAUAAAAGCCAAAUGCUCCACAAUGCUCCACGUGUCCGCAUAAUAUACAGGAAGCUUAGAGGAGGAGCUAGUCGCCUAAUAUAAUAACUGCUAGCUCAGUUUGCCAACCGCCCUCCUCUCUUUCGGCUCCUUCUCCUUGGCUUCUGGUUUUAUUAUUCUACUCUCUUUAUUAUCAAUAGGGUUUGCUAGUCGUGCUUAUGUUCAAGAUGUGGAGCUGUUCUCUCAGCUCUUAUCUUAUCGCCUGCUUCCUUCUCCUCGCCAUUGUAACUGGACCAGCUAAAGGGAAUGAUCUCUCCAUUACUUCUGUUACUGUUUCUAAUAAUGCUGGCUCACCCUUAAUUGCUGGUAGUACUGGGUCAUUUGAUAUCACAUGCAGCAUUAAUUUGACUUGUAAUGGAAAUUGUAACGAUACUUUAAAUAUAUCUUGGACCCACAAUGACCAGGCUAUUGACACCUUUUUAUUUGGAGCUAGUUAUGAUAUGGAUAUAGAUCUAAUUAAUACUAUGGGGGAUCGCACAGAUAUGAGUACACUUACCUCUACUACCCCUGUCAAUAUAUCUCAUGCUGGAAUAUAUCGCUGUAAUGCAACGCUAAGCACUGCAGGUUCUUCUAUGAAUAGUACUGGAACAGUAAAUGUUACAAUUCCUACUCCAACUGUAACUGCUAGUGCUAGUACUAAUCCUGCAAUUGUUGGUAGUAAUGCACAAUUAAUCUGUGCUGUGACACUGCCUAGCUACAGUAGUUAUAGCUCAGCAUCAUCAGAUCUUUAUGUCCAAGUCAUGUGGAGUAGAAGCCUACCGUCAAUAAUAUUACCAGCUGCUAUGAAUACUGUAAAUGGUAUUCACAUGUUCACUGGAGUUUCUGUUAAUGAUAGUGGAGCCUAUACCUGUACUGCUAGAGUGUUUUACAAUGGAACCAGUCCUUCUUACAUGUAUGUUACUAACAGUGCUGUAUCUGAUGGAGAUUCCACUACACUUGAUGUUAAAUUUCCUACUCCAACUGUGUCUGCUGAUACUAAUAUUACUGAUAAUGUGUUAGCUGGUGGUGAUGUAGAAUUAUUGUGCAAUGUAACACUAACUAACUACAGUUCCAGUAUAUAUGGUUCAGUAAAUAUUACUGUCACUUGGGACAGAGGAGUUGGUUCAAUGAAUUACACUGCCUCAAUAGCUAGUCAGACAUUCUCACGUACACUCACUGGUGUAUCAACUAAUGGUAGUGGAGACUAUGCUUGUACUGCUCAAGUUAUUUAUACUGGAAUGCAAUCAAACAUAGUUAACAGUAAUGUAUCUGCUCCAUCCACUGCUACUACUCUUAAUGUUAAAAUUCCUGCUCCUAUUGUUUCUCUAACAUCAGCCUCAGUUGCUGUUGGAACAAAUGCUACAAUAACAUGUACUGUUACCAUUUCUCCCUUUGUUGAUCUGAAUGGAUUAAACUACAUGACACGUACUGUAACUCCAUCAACUGGUGUUCUUGGAUCUAUUCAAGAUAUUAAUACUCGUACUCAAAGUUUUACUUACACUAUCAAUAAUGCUAUGAGUACUAAUGGGAGAAUGUAUACCUGCACUGUUGGAUUGAGUCAUUCCAAUGCUACUAUAAUAGCAUCAGAUGAUGGAACAGGCACUGGUAUUAUCUAUGUAUCAAGUGUUACUGUUACUCCAGAGACUGUUACUAGGUUAGAUGUCUCUCCAUAUAAUGAAUUCACUCUCAACUGUACUGUUACUAUUACUCCUUCUCCUAAUAAUCCUCAAAUAAUGUAUUUAUGGACUGAUGGCUCUCAAGAAGUAUCCAAUAUGCAGAGUGGAGCUACUGAGAAUAUAUUAAAUGUUGUUGCAUCAGUGAUGGGUAGCUUCACAUAUACUUGUAAUGCAAGUAUCACUGUGAAUGGUGCUGAUGGUACAGCCAUGCCUAAUGAUUCAACCAGUGUUACUAUUAAAGGUCCAUCUCCUCCAGUCCAGCCUCAGAUAGUUUCAGUUACGACUACUCCAUUCACAGCUACCAUUACAUGGAAUGUAUCAGCAGUCUCCUAUACACCUGAGAGCUACACUAUUAUGUAUAAUUCUGAUGGUUUUUCUAACAGCACUAUUGCUAACAUGACAGCUCUUGAUCCACCAUUGGCAUUCAUCACAGCUACUAAUAUUCAGUAUACUUACACUAUUCAAGGGCUAAGCAGUGGUAUUCAAUAUAAUUAUUCUAUUAUAUCUAACAACACGAAUGGAUCAAAUAUUAGUAUUGUUGAUUCCUUCGUUACUUCAGAUGCUGCCCCAUCUGCUCCAUCUAAUGUAACCCUAACAACAAUAAGCUCAUCAGCGUUGCGGCUGUCAUGGGAUAAUCCUACCCCAUACACUGGUGAUAUUACUGAUUUCAAUUACACUUGCCGUGGUGUCAAUGACACUGAUUUUGUCCCUUCAUCUGACACUCAGUUUGGUAAUUUUAUUAACGGAAACAGGGUUGUUAUCCUCAGCAAUUUGAAGCCAUUCAGAGAGUAUUCAUGUAACGUUACAGCUGCUACUAGUGCUGGAGUUGGUCCUCCUGCCACUGUUAAUGGAGUCACAGGGCAAGCUGCUCCUAGUGGUCCUCCAUUAAACUUCACCAUUACACCAACCAAUUCCUCUUACUUGUAUUUGACAUUAGCAUGGAACCUACCUUCUCCAGAAACUGCCAACGGGAUCAUAACUAGUUAUAGUUACGUCUGUUAUAAAGGUGCUAAUAAUCUUACAUUUGGUGUUGUUGAUGGAACUAGUGUUGACAUUACAUUUACUAGUAUCACACCUUUUACUAAUUACAGCUGCAAUGUUAGUGCAUCAACUGUCGCUGGCACUGGUCCACCUGCCAGUCAGUAUGGAACGACUGCUGAGUCAGCUCCUACUGAAGUUACUUCUCUAGUGUUAGGUCGGUCUAAUGAUACUUCAUUUAAUGUGAUGUGGAGUCGUCCAGCAACUGCUAAUGGUGUCAUUAGAUAUUAUACAGUUUCUAUACGUUACUAUAGCAACAUGACUACUGUUAAAAAUGCAACCACUACUGAUACUAAACUCUCUAUUAAUCAAUUACGUCCAGAGGUUCCUUAUGUUGUGUCUGUCAAUGCCACUACUAAUGGAGGGACUGGACCAGCUGCCAGUCAAACCAACUUUACCAAAGAAGGAGAACCUGGUCCAGUUCGUAACGUUACAUUCCAAAGGAUAUCCCCAACGUCAGUGAAUGUCUCUUGGAUGCCAUUGACACUAGAAGAAGCCAAAGGAUUCGUUACUGGCUAUACAGUAACCCUCACUCCUAGUACUAGUAAUAACAGAAAGAGGCAGAGUCCCAUUACAAUGACAGCUGAACCUGAUCAGUCCUAUGUUGUGUUUACUGGACUCUCAGCUGAGGCUAGUUACAGUAUUAGUGUCAGUGGUAGUACUGCAGCUGGAACAGGAGAGUCUUCAUCAGGACCGACCAUACCCACAGCUGUAACACCUACUGAUGGUGGUAACACAGUGGUUAUUGUGGUUGUAGUCAUUGUCCUAUUAUUGAUAAUCAUUGUGACAGUUAUUGUUGUAAUUGUCAUCUUAUACUUCUUAAGGAGAGGUACAUGUACUUAUGAUAGUUUAAUGUCAUUAAAUUGUUAUUUUUGUUCUAUAGUUGAUAAGGAGAGAUGGGAGCCAAUUCCAGUGGCUGAAUUUGCAGCUCACACAGCCAAACUUCAUAGUGACAGAGACCUUGGAUUUGAGGAUGAAUACAAGUCUUUUAGAAAUAUUCCACAAGGUUCCUACACUACUGCUAAGUUACCAGAAAACGUGUCAAAGAACAGAUUUGAGAACGUUUAUUCAUAUGAUUCCAGUCGUGUUGAGCUGACGGCUAUACCUGAUAAACGUGGCAGUGAUUACAUUAAUGCUUCCUUCAUUGAUGGUUAUAAAAGGCCAAAAGCAUACAUUGCUGCUCAAGGUCCCUUAUCUAAUACUGUUGGUGAUUUCUGGCGGAUGGUGUGGGAAUUCCAACUCCCGACUAUAGUGAUGCUAACAGAAUUAAUAGAGAGAGGAAUAGAUAAGUGCACCUGCUAUUGGCCGAGAGCUCUUAAUGAGACUAUGGACGUUGGAUACGAUUUACAAGUUACUUUAGUGGAGCAGCAGCAAUAUGUGGACUACAAGCUUAAGAAGUUUUUAAUAUUGAAUACCUCCUCUACUGGCGGUAGACUAGAUGUUACUCACUAUCAUUUCCUAGCUUGGCCUGAUCACGGAGUUCCAGCUGAUAAAACUAUAAUGUUGGCCUUUAUACGUCGUGUCCGUCAGACACACCCACCAGAGGGACCUCCCCUCAUAGUCCACUGUAGCGCUGGAGUGGGAAGAACUGGGACUUUCAUAACGUUAGACAGCAUGCAGCAAAGGUUGGAUAAACAAGAAAAGGAUUUGAAUAUUUACGAGUUCCUGGCGAACAUGAGGACAAUGCGAGUACUAAUGGUUCAAACUGAGGCCCAGUAUGUGUACAUACAUGAUGCUCUCUCUGAGUACAUCACUUGUGGCGAUACUUCAAUGACAACAAAGAGACUCAAGAUUGUAAUGGACGAAUUGACUAAAGUCUCUGAAAAGAAGUCCGGUUAUGAGAAGCAGCUGGAGUUAAUUAAUCAAGUUUGUCGUCAGCCCACUGAAGGUCUGCUAUGCGACGCAUUAUCAAAGACUAAUAUUGGGAAGAACAGGUUCCCCUCUAAACUGGACACUCUGCCCUAUGAUAUGACUCGUGUGAGGCUUAGGACUGCCAGUGGCACUGGAGACUACAUUAAUGCUAACCAUGUUGAUGGUUACAAGCAUCGCGGUGCAUUCUUGGCGACACAGGCACCAAUGAAAGAGACAGUGGAGGACUUGUGGCGCAUGGUCUGGGAGCAAUGGUCGUCGUCUAUUGUGAUGUUGUGCAAUCUUGAAGAGAAUGAGAAGGAGGUGUGUGCUAAGUAUUGGCCUGAUAAAGUUGAUGAAUCAGUGACUUACGGUAAAAUGGUCGUCAAACUUGUUUCUGAGGAGAAGAGGCCACACUACAUCAUCAGGAAGUUAAUGCUUUCUCAAGAGAGCACUUACAUCAACGUAUCGGCUGGUGCUGCUGAUCAUUUGAUGGUGACCCAGUUCCAUUAUGUUAACUGGGCCGAAGAUGAGAAACCAAAAGAUGAGACUCCAUUACUGAAACUAAUUGAUCAGUUGUUACAUAACCAGAUGAAUACUGGGAAUAAAGCAAUCACAGUGAUGUGCAGUGAUGGAAUUGGUCGUACUGGCUCUUUCAUGUGCAUGUACUCUGUCCUGGAAAGGAUCAAGAUUGAGAGCGUGGCUGACGUGUUCCAGUACAUUAAAGGAGCUCGUUUCAACCGCCCAGGACUAGUUCAGAAUGUGGUUCAAUAUGAGUUCUGUCAUGAUAUUAUAUUAGAAUAUAUUAAUUCCUUUGAUGCUUAUCACAAUUUCUAAGGAGAAGAAUUACUAUUAUUAUUAAUAAUAAUUAUUAUUAUUAUAAAACUUUAGCUGAUCUCUCUCUCACUUCAUAAACUUUAAUGACUGUUGUUCUUGUUCUUGUUGUAUGCCACUUACCCUUUCAUUAUUAGUAGCAGCUUUUAUUAUGUAUUGUGUGAGCAAGUUUCAUUUCUCAGAGUAAUUUUUUUAAAUAAAAUUAAUAAUAGGUAUUCAUGCCUAAGAUUUCUUG